UUGGGUCACGUGAAAAGUUGCUUGUGAAUGUAGGAGGUCUAGAUGGACGUAGGCAAAAAAAUACAGGAUCUGUCAAACAAACAGUGUAGUUCGAGAAUACCAUCCACAUCCAGGCCGACCCUGAGGGAUGUGACUCCGACCGUCUGAGCGCUCACAGUUCUUUGUGAUCCUUUUUCACGAGAGAGAGAGAGUAGAGGGAACGAAAAAGGUCACUUUUUUUCUGUAGCAGGAAUCCAAUCGCAAUUUGCGAGGGCACAAAGCUGCUCUACCAUUUCCGUGCCCCACGAGUACCUGUCUUUCCACUCUCGCAUCCGCUGCUUCCUCAAAAAGACCCCCUACGAAUCCGCGCCAGCAUCUGGUUACUCUUGUCCCCCACUAGGAGCUGGAACCAAGAACCCCGAAUGCGGCUUCGUGGCGCUCGCCUGUGGACGUGGAUUGUCUCCGUCCGCUUCUCGCUUGGUUCUGGCUUCCUAGUUCGCACCACGGCACCGCAAAGCAGAUGGUAGUCGACUAGGGAUUAACCCCAGCUCUGCUCGCCAUUCCGGUCCGUCGAGUAUUUCGUCGAACAGUUGGUAGGGGACCUCUAGAACGGAUGGGCAGAGGACAGGAUGAGUCGGUUUCGUGAUUCUCGAAAUCUAGUCAUGCCUUCAGCUUUCUCGCGGUCAAUCAAUCCAUCGCUCAUCCGGUUGUAAUUGCCGAAUGGGUAGUCAAGAAACCAGAUGAGCUCUUCGGGUUCCUGUAUGCGACCUCUGUCCCCCGUUUCAUGCUCUGCGGACUACGUAUAACUGAAGAAUCUGUUCGGACACCAAAUUAAGGUCGUUGGCAAGACGGGUACUCUUUUCUUGGUCCUCGGGAAGAUGGGCUCUGCUCACUUUGCUGCCCUGCUUCUGUGCGCCUGCUUGUUCGUCAGUGGAACCGUGGCAGCUGACCAGAACGGUAACCUCACAAGGCCAGCUGAGGUGCGCAUCGGUGCACUGUUCACGUUUGGUUCGGUUAUCGGAAUGGCGGUGAGACCUGCUAUCGAGCUCGCCGUUGCGGAUGUCAAUGCUGACCCUAGCUUACUCUGGGGGACGAAACUGAGUGUUCUUAUGCAGGACACCAAUUGCAGUGGCUUUGUUGGCACCAUAGAAGCAUUGCAGCUUCUGGCUAAAGAUGUAGUCGCCGUAUUAGGUCCACAAUCCUCGGCUGUUGCUCAUGUCAUUUCCCAUGCUGUCAACGAACUCCAUGUCCCACUUAUCUCUUUCGCGGCCACUGAUCCUACCCUUUCUUCCCUUGAAUACCCGUAUUUUGUGAGGGCUACUCAGAGCGAUUACUACCAAAUGGGUGCUAUCGCUGCCAUCAUUAGUCAAUAUGAAUGGAAACAAGUCAUUGCCAUAUAUGUUGAUGAUGACUACGGUAGAGGUGGCAUCACUGCACUAGGUGAUGCCCUUGCAAAAAGGAAGUGCAAGAUAUCCUACAAAGCUAAGUUGCCACCUGGUGCUGCAAAAACUACUAUCGAGGAUAUCUUGAUGCAGGUAAAUGACAUGGAGUCUCGCGUCUAUGUUAUCCACGUUAACCCUGACUCUGGUCUUAACGUGUUCUCAGCUGCAAAAUCUUUGGGCAUGAUGAGCAGUGGCUAUGUAUGGAUUGCAACAGACUGGCUUUCUGCAGUGAUAGAUUCUUCUGUGCAUGGUAUUCCUGAUGUGAUGGAACUUACACAGGGUGUUCUUGUGCUUCGGCAGCAUAUAGCUGAUUCUGAUAUCCAGCAUGCCUUUUUGUCCAAGUGGAAUAAUCUAACUAGGAAUGGAAGCUCUUACUUUAUGCAUGCUUAUGACUCUGUAUGGCUAGUUGCUCAUGCUGUUGAGCGCUUUCUGAGAGAAGGGAAUGCCAUGUCUUUUUCUGCUGACCCAAAAUUGCAAGCUAAAAAGGGAAGUAGCCUUCAGUUAGAUUCUCUGAGGAUUUUCAACAGUGGAGAUAAACUACUGGAGAAAGUGUGGAGUGCAAACUUCUCAGGGGUUUCUGGUCCAGUUCAAUUUACUUUGGACCGAGAUUUGGUACACCCAGCCUACGAUAUUCUGAAUAUUGGUGGUACGGGAUUAAGAACCAUUGGGUAUUGGUCAAAUUCUUCUGGUCUCUCAGCUGUUGCUCCAGAAAACUUAAGCUCAUCAGCACGGGACUCUUCAGCCAACAAUGUACAACUCCGUGGUGUUAUAUGGCCUGGUCAGACUUCUGAGAAACCUCGUGGUUGGGUGUUUUCGCAUCACGGGAUGCCUAUGAGGAUCGGGGUACCACUCCGAACGAGCUACAAAGAAUUUGUUAUGCAAGACGAUGGUCCUGACGGAGUAAAGGGGUUCGCAGUUGAUGUCUUCAAAGCUGCAAUAAGUUUGUUGCCCUACCCAGUCUCAUGCAAGUUUGUUUUGUUCGGCGAUGGUUUGAAGAAUCCUAGCUACAGUGAACUUGUUCAGAAGGUAUCUGAAAAUUACUUCGACGCCGCGGUAGGGGACAUAGCUAUAGUGACGAAUAGAACAAGACUUGUUGAUUUUACCCAACCAUAUAUAGAAUCGGGUCUCAUCAUUGUAGCUCCGGCAAGGGUGAUUGAAUCAAACGCUUGGGCUUUCUUGAAACCAUUCACAUUCCAGAUGUGGUGUGUUCUAGUUGUUAUAUUCCUCUUUGUGGGUGCGGUUGUUUGGAUACUCGAACACCGCAGUAAUACCGAGUUCCGUGGACCUCCAAGCCAACAAAUCAUGACAGUGUGCUGGUUUAGUUUCUCCACCAUGUUCUUUGCACACAGAGAGAACACAGUUAGCGCGCUUGGCAGAUUUGUGCUGCUUAUCUGGCUCUUCGCUGUGCUCAUUAUUAACUCGAGCUACACGGCAAACCUGACAUCGCUUCUCACGGUUCAGGAGCUGACUUCAGGGAUACAGGGCCUCGAUAGCUUGAUAUCUAGUUCGAGUGCGAUUGGCUACCAAGUUGGAUCUUUCUCCAGAAACUACCUCGUGGACGAGCUCAGUAUCGCAGAGUCCCGUCUGGUUGCACUAAACAGCCCAUCGGAUUAUGCGAGAGCGCUAGAGCUAGGUUCAGGAAACGGUGGCGUCGCCGCAAUAAUCGACGAGCUCCCGUAUGUCGAGAUCUUCCUGUCGAAAUACUGCAAGUUCAAGACGGUUGGUCAGGUUUUCACAAAAAGCGGAUGGGGAUUUGCCUUCCCAAGAGACUCCCCUCUCGCCGAGGACUUGUCGACGGCAAUCCUGGCGCUAUCGGAGAACGGCAAGCUCCAGAAGAUGCACGACGAGUGGUUGAGCGGGACGGAGUGCAGUGCAGACAACGGGGCUGGGCCGUCGAACUCCUUGAGCCUGUCGAGCUUCUGGGGCCUCUUCCUCAUAUGCGGCCUCGCAUGCUUCCUCGCCCUCGUGAUUUUCUUCCUCCGGAUAUUCUGCCAGUACAGCAGAUACAGUAACCAGGUCGAGGCGCAGUUCGCUGAGCCCCGGGUUCUGAACAGGCCGGCGAGGCUAACUACCAUCAAGUCGCUGAUCUCUUUCGUUGAUAAGAAGGAGGAGGAGGUGAAGAACGCUCUCAAGAAGAGACCCAAUGGUACCGGUCAGCAGCAUCCAAGCACUCCCAACGCGGAAGAACAGCCCACAUUACCACCGUGAGGUCUACGUAACGUCCCGCUGCGUAACUAAUGACUGCCAAAAUAAUGUGGAAUCCUGCUUUGAAGCGAAAGUUGUACUAACGCACAGGCCUAGUUGAUGCUGCUGAAGGGGUUUUUCCUGUAUGUGGCUUUCUGGCUGUGGAAACAUAGCAUCGGAAUCAGCUUCAGACUAUUGUCUUCAGAGAAAAUGCAACUGCGUUAGGUUAGGUUGUAUUUUUCCAACAGCAGCGAAUCUGGGCCUCCUAGGCCCUAGCAGCAAUAUCUGGGAGAAGUAGAAUUGGACUUCCGUCAAUAUGUGGGCAGUUGUGCAUGUCCCUUCAUAUUGUCUGUUAAGAAGUAGCAUAUCAACCCCUUC
Messenger RNA from Zea mays, 3983 nucleotides. Its product is annotated as glutamate receptor 3.4. The record is from RefSeq and is a predicted model, not a curated record. Gene Ontology annotation, molecular function: ligand-gated monoatomic ion channel activity. Bases 858 to 3629 code for a protein of 923 amino acids. The transcript has 7 exons. Gene Ontology annotation, cellular component: membrane. Lineage: Eukaryota; Viridiplantae; Streptophyta; Magnoliopsida; Poales; Poaceae.